AUGCAACGCUCACGCUACAAUUCAAGUGCGCAAUUGCGAACAUAUGGAGGAUUCGCCACUGUGGCUUCAAUACCAGAUCAAGAUACGACCAACAUGGCCUCCCAGACCUGGGACCCAAACUCCAAAUCCUUCCCGACCCGCGCAGAACUCCCUUCUAUCCCUGGUGCUCCCAAAGAUGCUGCCUGGUUCUGGGGCAAAGACGACUACAUCGGCCGCCUGAACCUCCUCACCCCCUCUCGCGUCAAAGCCGCAGCCGCAGAGAUCAAGACUGGCGAACUCGCACGCAUGGAUCUCCCGUUGAACGUCCCUGAGCAACCUGCGUUCGGCCGUGAGACCUUUAAGCACGAGAUCAAGACGCUGCGGGAGAACGUGGCCUAUGAUGAUACUUAUUUUCUAAAUACGCAGAGUGGGACGCAGUGGGAUGGUUUCCGCCACGCCGCCCACGCCUCAGAAGUCUUCUACAACGGCGCCAAAGGCACCGAUUUCUUAGGCCCGAACGCGAAUGACAAAGACAGUAUCCACUACUGGUCCCAGCACGGCUUCGCAGGCCGCGGAGUGCUGCUCGAUUACCGCAGCUACGCAACAGAAAAGGGCAUCAAAUACGACUCCGCCUCUUCCCACCCCAUCUCCUACGACGACCUCGAAGCCGUAGGCAAACACCAAGGCAUCGACAUCCGCCCCGCAGCUCAGGGCGGCGAUAUCCAAAUCGGCGACAUCUUGUUCGUCCGCUCCGGAUGGACAGAAGACUACUACUCCCGCACCGCCGAACAGAACCGCGAAAUCGGCCUCCGCGUCUUCGGCGAAGAGGGCGAAGGGAUCCAGCGCUGGACGGGCGUGAAACAGGAACCCGCCACCAUCGACUGGUUGCACGACUGCUAUUUCGCGGCUGUUGCGGGAGAUACGCCGACGUUUGAGCUGUGGCCCACGCCGAAGGAUCAUUAUAAUCGGCUGCAUGGGUAUUUGUUGGCGCUGUGGGGGAUGCCGUUGGGGGAGAUGGUGGAUCUGGAGAAGGUGGCCGAGUUGGCGAAGAGGAAUAAGAAGUAUACUUUUUUCUUUACGAGUGCGCCGGCGAAUGUGGUGGGUGGGGUGAGUAGUCAUGUGAAUGGGACGGCGGUGUUUUAG
Molecule: messenger RNA, 1122 nt
Organism: Saxophila tyrrhenica
Lineage: Eukaryota; Fungi; Ascomycota; Dothideomycetes; Mycosphaerellales; Extremaceae
Exons: 2
Coding region: 1-1122 (373 amino acids)
Molecular function (GO): arylformamidase activity
Source: RefSeq, a predicted model, not a curated record